CAUCAACCCUGGCGGUCACAUGAGCACCCAGCACCCCUCGCAAGGCACACUCCAGAGCAGGCUGGACAGCAGUAAGUCAGAGACACUCAGGGGCAGGGUGGCCCAGGGACAGAACCAACAGCCGCUCGCCUGCAUUGUCUGUUAUGCAAUCAGCGGGAGAGGCCAGAGCUCUCCUCUUGUGUGGAUUUAGAAAGGCUCCUUUCCCCUGCAAAGUGGCUGAGAGCAUGUGAGAGACUCACCCGCCAUAGCCCUGCAUGGCCUCUUGAUGCAGCUAGCCUCCAGCCGAGAGCUCAGGUAGAGCUGGGGAAGGAUCCUCUCCAGCAGUGCUGGCAGCAGAGGGCCUGGCACUGCAUUUCUGGAGCCCACCACCACACAGUUCAGCUGGCACUGCAAGCAACUGGCUGGCUUUAAUGGCUGGAGGCUCUUCCGAGCUGGAAAACCGAGCUUCUGCCUCCACUUGCCAUGGCGCCUGGGGAAGGGGCUCCAGGGGAAACAGCCAAGGUAGUGCAGAGAAGAAGAAGGCAGCCACAAUGCCUGACUCACCGGCUGACGUGAAGACUCAGUCCAGAUCGACACCCCCCAACAUGCCUCCUCCGCCGCCAGCCGUCAUGCAGGGAGCCACGCGGCACCCCUCCUUCACGCCAAACCCCAAUCAAGAAGCUGGGCCUCCAACGUUUCUGCCUCGCGGCCGUUUUCAUGGUUGCUUGAAAUGGUCGAUGGUCUGUCUUUUAAUGAAUGGAAGCAGCCACUCCCCUACCGCUAUCAAUGGAGCUCCCUCCACCCCCAACGGGUUCAGCAACGGGCCUGCCACCUCCUCCACUGCCUCCCUGUCUACCCAUCAGCUCCCUCCCGCCUGUGGCGCCCGGCAGCUCAGCAAACUCAAGCGCUUCUUGACCACCCUGCAGCAGUUUGGGAACGACAUCUCCCCGGAGAUCGGGGAGCGGGUGCGCACGCUGGUGCUGGGGCUUGUGAACUCCACGCUGACCAUCGAGGAGUUCCACUCCAAGCUCCAGGAGGCAACUAACUUCCCCCUGCGCCCCUUCGUCAUCCCCUUCCUGAAGGCCAAUCUGCCCUUGCUGCAGCGCGAGCUGCUCCACUGCGCCCGCAUGGCCAAGCAGACCCCAGCACAGUACCUGGCCCAGCACGAACAGCUGCUGCUUGAUGCCAACGCCUCGUCCCCCAUCGACUCCUCUGAGCUGCUCCUGGAGGUCACCGAGACUGGCAAGAGGCGGACACCAGACAGGACCAAAGAGAACGGCUUGGACCGAGACCCUCUGCACCCCGAACACCUCAGCAAACGGCCGUGCACCAUGAGCCCCGCUCAGCGGUACAGCCCCAGCAACGGGCUGAGCCACCAGCCCAACGGGCUGCCCCACCCCACCCCGCCACCGCCACCGCACUACCGCCUGGAGGACAUGGCCAUGGCACACCACUACCGGGACACCUACCGGCACCCCGACCCCAGGGAGCUCCGGGAGCGCCACCGGCAAGUGGCCGUGCACGGUUCCCGCCAGGAGGAAGUGAUCGACCACAGACUAACAGACAGGGAGUGGGCUGAGGAGUGGAAACACCUCAACAACCUGCUGAACUGCAUCAUGGACAUGGUGGAGAAGACGCGGCGCUCCCUCACCGUGCUGCGCCGCUGCCAGGAGGCCGAUCGCGAGGAGCUCAACCACUGGAUCCGCCGCUACAGCGAUGCUGAAGACAUGAAGAAAGGCACCAACCCCCCGCCCCGCCCCCAGAACAGCUCCUCCAACUCUGAGGCCCCCACAUUAGACGCUCACCGGGAGUUUGUCCCCAGGCCCCUCUCUGGUUACAUGCCCGAGGAAAUCUGGAGGAAAGCUGAAGAAGCUGUGAACGAGGUGAAGCGCCAGGCCAUGUCCGAGCUCCAGAAGGCGGUGUCGGACGCGGAGCGCAAAGCCCACGAGCUGAUCACUACCGAGCGAGCCAAGAUGGAGAGGGCCCUGGCAGAGGCCAAACGCCAGGCUUCCGAGGACGCGCUGACGGUGAUCAAUCAGCAGGAGGACUCGAGUGAGAGCUGCUGGAACUGCGGGCGCAAGGCCAGCGAGACCUGCAGCGGAUGCAACACGGCCCGCUACUGCGGCUCCUUCUGCCAGCACAAGGAUUGGGAGAAGCACCACCACGUCUGUGGACAGACUCUGCAGGGCCUCCAGGCCUCCACCGGCGCAGCCCCUUCCUCCGGGGUGGGCUUAGGAGUGGGCUCAGCUCAACCGGAUGUGGUGGCUGUCAGCGCCUCCAUCACCAGCGUGGCCACCAUGGCUGCCAGCCCCAGCGAAACUGGCUCGGCUGCUGCUUCGCGCUCCGGCACGCCGGCCACCCCAGCUCCUCUGGAAACGGCGUCACGCUAACCGACUGACCGGCCAGCCAACAGAGGGGAAAGAAACAGAGAAACCUACAGAACGUCACUGCUGCUACUGCUUCUCUCCAAAAGAAAAACUAACUGCAUUCAAUGCAACUUCCUCAGCUACCUGACUCUUCUGUGACCUCCAAAUGACCUCUCAAUCUCUCAUAUGUAAUCCUCACGGAUCCUCAAACUGGGCUUUAAGUGGAGUUAAGGCAAAUACCAAUCUUCUCUGUUCUCACUUCGGUUUUCUAUGAUUUGGGGAGUUAUCGUCAUCGUCGGUUUGUUUGUUUUCUUCUUUUCGGACGAGGAAUUUGUCCGCAAACUCUACGCACCUUGACUCGGGGAAAGGAAACCCACCGGUCUCUGUCUCACUGGAGAAGUGCGUGUGUGUGUGAAAUCUCCCUCUCGGUGCGGCCGGGGGGACGGCAUGAUGAAGGAUUUCGAUUUUAGAAGGCAAGAAACUUCUUCUCUUUUUCUUUUUUUUUUUUUUGUAAAAAAAGAAUAAAAUAAAAUAAAAAAUAAAAACGUCAAACUCUUUGGCUUUAAGUAAAAAAAAAAAUCCAAAAAACAAACAAAAGAAAGUAAAACCAAGUAAAGGAAGCUUACCUGUAAACUACCUUGCUAGCUAGCCAAGAACAUACCAGACUCACCUCUGCUCCAAAGGAAAUCCAAAAACAAACAAACAAAAAAAUCCAAACUUUUUUUCCACUGCCAAAGUUUUUUUGGUUCUCUUGUUGGUUAUUUUUACUUUUUUGGUUGAUGGUUUUGGUUUGGUUUUUGUGAAACAAGGAGCAGCACUUAUCUCUUUCAACCAAACCAUGACGACUGGCCAAAGGCAAGCCGACGCUCUUGGACUCUUUGCAUUCUUUGGUGGGGUGGGGUGGGUUCUUGCGCUGGACUCUCAGCAUCCACACGUAUCUUGAAGGAGGAAGGACGCGCAUCUGUGGAUUUAAAGAAUUUUAUUAAAAUAAAGCAAAAACAAACAAAAAAGAUACACGACUUUUGUGCGUGCGUGUGUGUGUGUGUGUGUGUGAGAGAGAUGGGGAGCCAGCAUUGUGUGCUCCCUCCCUCUGUGGAUUAUAAACGUGUUUCAUUUGCUUAGGAGAGCGUGCUAAUGAACAAGAACCUCCAGAUCCCGGUCCUGUUCCAGAGAGAGCAUCGUUUCAAACACAACUGUGACAAUCUGUCGUUGAUUCUCCACUGCUCGUCAGAGUGUGAGCAGAAAGCAAUUGCACCAGUACCUUCUGCUUCUUGUACUCCUCCACUACCUCUCUCUGCUCUCCAGAACCCCACCUCUAGCUCCAGUAUCUCGUGACUGCCGUCCUUACUCCUUCAACCUUUCACAGGAAAAAAAGACACCUUUUGUUUUUCCCCUUCUGAAGACUCUUUCGAUUGCCUGUAGAUAGACCCCCUUGCUUUUGUGUCUGCUUGUUCUCCAGAUGUUUUCUCCAGUCCUGUGAUGAACAUUGUCAUUGGGUUAUUUUAUUUCGCUUUCUCUUUUUCUUUUCCCACCCCGCGUCCCCUCUUAUGAUUUUGCAACAGUUUCUAGGAGGAAAGAAAGGAAACAAACAAACACUUGUUCUUAGAGAAGGAAAAAAAAGACAAUGUAGAUUUUUUUGCAUUUCUUGCAUCGUGUAUAACGCAUAGAGGACGGGAGUGCAAUAUGGAAAGUGACAUGGCUGCAGAAAGGGAGAAAGCUGGAGACUGCCCAGCCACGGUCAGGGCAAAUAUUGUACGUUAAUGUGAAUGUAUAUAGUAUUUGAAGAGGUCCAAAAAAAUAAUAAUAAUGAUAAUAAUAAAAGAAGAGACAUUUGCCAAAUAAAAAGAACUGAAGGUAAAACCACUGACGUAUGUAAAGUUUAGGAAAUAGAUUUUAAAAAAAAGCAAAAUCCACGUGCUCAGUAGGAGCAUUAGUUUUCUGGAGUUGCAAAAUCCAUCACGUGUGUUUUUAAAAAAGUAGAGAUUUCAGAUCAAAAGUUCCCAGACACUAGUCAUCGCAAAGGGAGGUUUGGCUGAGGGCGAUUGACUCAGAACCCUAAGGUGGCUGUGUUUGGAUGUUUUCCUCUCCCCCGCAACCCACCCCCGAACCUCUCCCUUGUUUCUACCGGUUUCAGAAGCACUGUGUGGUUCUUUAGAACAUCGAUUCAGGUUUGGAACAACAAGGAGUCCUUUGUUUAGCACAAUGGAUCCAUGCAGGGCUAGGCGGCAUUGUUCGGUCUCACUGCGGUUGGGUCUGCUUUGCCCUUUCUUUUCUAGUUGUGAGUCCUGGGUCUGUUAGCUGCAUCGCAUCCAAUGUGAGUCCUCACUGUUCAGUUGCACACCACUCAAGCUCCCUCCUGGUUGCUGUGAAGUUGUAAAGACCAUGUUGUGUCUCUCCUCAGAAGUGUGGCAUGUUCCCUGGAGAGGUUUGGGGUUGUGGCUGUUUCUCAAUAGAUGUGGCUAUGGCGCCGUUUGGUCAUGUCGUCCUGGCUCUGGGACGAGUUGUCCUGGAGAAGGACGUGGAGGGCUGUUUGACAUGUACUUUCACUGCCUCUGAGGAAUGGCUGUAGAUGGUGCCAUGUGGUUCUCUGCAGCUGGUGCCAGCUUGUCCUAGGAUUCUAGGAUUUCAAAGCAAGACAGACUCAGGCAGGAAGUGGGGAUUGAGGGAAGUUGUUAGUGUGAUACUGCAGUCCUUGCGCCCUGCUGUCCCCUUCCCCAGCUCAUCUUUCUGCCACAAUGGGGUAUCAAAUCUUAAGAACCAGGCAUGGAUCCCAUUCUAUUGAAGACAGCCAGAGUUUUGCUGUUGGCUUCGAGCAGGAAGAAGCCACAGUUCUUACAUCCAAAGUUUGCAGGCUUUGAACACCUGGUAGUUCUGAACUCAGCAAGUCCGGCAGCAUUUGAACCCGGCCAGGAGCCAACAAGAGCCAGAAGCACCCCCAUUCUGUAGCCCUCCUCUUGCCCCGCCAUGCCUACAUGGUAAUGUGUCCUCACAUGACAAUCUGGACACCUUACGCUGUUGGAAGCUUACAUCCCUGGGGAACUGUGGAAGACUUUCCUUAACUUCCUCCAACCCCAGGGCAGCCUGGUCUUUCUAAAACAGGCCUGGAUUCCUGGCUAGAAAGAAUCUCCACAUGAGCCCCUCACCCCCAAGAGACAGUUCCUCUAAAGUCCCAACUGCUGCUCUCCAGAGGAAGGUCACAUCCUUGGUGAGGGAUGAGGGGAGGGACACAGUAAGAGACAAAGCAGCCUCUAUGAGUGCAGAACUUCCUCCCCUGGAACUGAUUUGCUGUUUGACGCAGGCAGGUCCCAGCAGCAGUGCCACUGAACCGAUCUCUCUGCAUUACUGAAGGUCUCCCUAGGACCUGUAUUGAGUCUUGAAGCCCAAGGUGAAGCUGUGCAGAGACUGGUCCCUCUGCGGAAGCUGUGUGCUGCAGAACAGCCAGGGCUGCCCUAACUAGCUGGGCAGGAGCUACUGCUGGGCUCAGUUUACCAACCAUUUGACAGCAGCUUGCAGUGAACCCAGCCAAAGACCUUUCAAUGGGCCAAACCUGAGAAUUCGGAGCUUCUGUUUGUUUCUUUCUGCAGCCUCAUUCCUCCAGCGUUAGGCUCUGACCCUGGGUUUCUGACAUGCAGCAUUCGCCCUAAGAACGAUUGUUGCGUUUAUUUAUCAAGUGAUAUAUGUAUAUUGUCUAUUUUUCAUGAAAAGAGGUAAUAUAUAAGAGUUUUCAGAUGUAAUUAAACGCAGGGUUCGUCCUGCCAUUCUUAGUAUUUGUUAUUUUUCUAAACCUCCUCUUGUGCUUGAAUUUCGGCCGCUCUCUGUCCCACCCGUCUCACAUCUGCUCAGCAUCCGGACCCUGCCGCUCUACCUCCAACUUGCUUAAAAACCAUAGAUGACAAUUGUAUAGAAAGGAAAUAACCCCGUUUAAAAAGAACUCCACAAGCUUGUCUUCAAACCAAAGGCUCUGGGAGGGGAGAGGUGAUCGUGCGGGGAGCCUCUUGCAGAAGGCAAAACCAGAAAGCUUUAAAAUAGAGUAUUUCACUGGCCAAAAAAACAAUAGGAGCAUGCAGCUUCCCAGACAGUAACGCUCAUGGGCAAGAAAAGCAGGCGGCCGCAAUAGAGAAAACCACACACUGGCUCCUAGGAGUAGGGCUAGAGGAUGCAUGCGGCUCCAGGCUCUUUCGUUGUGAGAUGGUCUUGCUAAACCUCCUCAGUCAAAGCCUUCUUAUGUGUGGGCUUUGCAGGGUCACUUCACCCUCCUGUGUCCUGCUAAUCCCUGAUUCUCUCCUCUGCCCUCUGUUGCCUGGGAAUGUUAUUCCCAGUGGAACAUACAACAGCUGGGAGAGUUAACAGCAUCCUCAACCAUGGCCGUGUCAGCAGGUUUUAAGUCACUGGGGCAAAGCAGCACGGUUAGAUUGCAUAGUGUGUGUGGUGUGUACACCUUGCAGUGGGCCAGAUUUUGCGCUCAGUGACUUACCUGCAGGCACUUUGUCUCCCUGGGGUUUGCAGGGAUGUCACUAAGAGCAGAAUUUGGCCUGGCUCCACGGCAUAUCCACCUGCCUCAUGGUUACGGUGUAGGCCCAGAUUGUGUAGGAAAAGGAACUUAUCCUAGGCCAGAAAUCCAGGAAUGCUGACUCUCCUGGGCACAGGAGCUGUCCCCGUGCAUAUUACUGGGGGGGGGGGGGGGGUAGGUAAAGGGGGCAAUUGGGAUAUUUGUCUCUCCUGGGUGGUGGCUCUUUGGGCAUCUUUUUGUGAAGUCACUGGAGAUAAUCAGAAAAGGAAAGGCCAAUGUUUCGCCCCUCCUGGAGUCCGUGCCAGGAGAUAUUUAAGCUGAGUGACCCUCCCCACAUGGCAGCUCUCCCUGGGCAGCAGCAGGAGUGUGGGAGGGAGGGCACCUGCUGCCUUCCUUCCAGCAGCCCCGGGGCAGUGAGGAGAAAAACGGGAUGAGCCCAACCCCAGGCAGGGGCAGCGGACGGUUUUGUGGCUAAAGUGGUGAGAUCAGAAGAACCCCAGGUAGCUCAACACAAAGGCAUCUGGGAUCUGGGACAGCCCAAAGGGCACCAUCUCGGGUGGUACCUUGUGUUCUCCAAUCCCACUGACGUCACUGGGCACGUGGCUCUCUGCAGGAUUGGCUCGUCGUUUGCAAUAAAUAUGUGUCUCGGCCCAGCAUGGUACCGCGUUCAUUCAGGUCACCUUCCUGUUCCCAUGGGGCGGAGGAAAGUGGGCGUGUUUUGCAGGUCAUUCCUGAGGAUACCUGGUUCUUUCUCGGUGCUGGAGCCCCAGCCCUGCGCUGCACAUAGGAUCAGAGAGUUUAGAGCAUGCGCCCAAGGGGUGGAGCCGUUUAUUGACACAGGGACAGCAAGAUGGGGGUUUUGUUUGGCUUUAAGCAUGACUCACCAUGGACCUAUUUCCACAGGGGGCUCUUUAACUUGGGCCCAUCCCCCAAGUUUCCAAAUUGAAAUCCAAGCAGAAACCAAAGCAACUCCCAUCUGCCCUGCUCCAGCCGGGCAGAGCCACACCCCAGGGACCUCAUGCCAGUGCGGCUCUAGCACGCGAGUGCCGGACACAGCCAUUGGAUUGCCUGGCCAGAGUUUAUUGGUGAUCCUAGACAUUAGAGUUGGAAGAACUCCCUUAGGAUCUGUUUAGAUCAUUCCGGGGUCCGGGCAAGACUGUUCCACAUGGUACAUUUACUAAGGCUUUGCUUAGUCCUGUGAAGGGGUUUUGUUCCUUGGUCUGCCACGUCUCACUGCCAGGUUUUCCGGAGAGUCUGUAUUCUCCCUUUCUUAAUAGCAUCCCAUUGCUGCUAGUUCCACUCUCUUCUUGCAGCCAGUGUGAUCACGCUCCUGGUGCUUUACCCCCUAUCAAAUACAUGUGGAGUAGGACUCGAAUCGUAUUCCUCCUUUCCUCAUUGCUUAGUUCUUCUCAGCUCCCCUCCACCCCCACCAAUUCGUCUUGCUCUUCUCUGACGUUCCAGCAGCAAGGUCCUGCCCAGGCACAAUCUUCCUAGUGGGAGUCAGGCUGCACUAGCAGCUGCAUCUCCGGGACAGGGAAGCGUGGGACAGGCACGGCUGAGUGAACAGCGAAGCACCCAGGAUGCAUCUCCCCGGGGAGGCAGAUGUUGGGAGCACUUCUCAGGGUGCACCUGUGAUGUGCGCCAAUGGUACUUGAAUGCCAAUUGGUUGCAUCUUAUGGCUUAGAUACCCCCAGCCCACGCUUACGCUAUUUGGAGGCAGUUAGAGCAGAGGGGAGUCAGUCUCCCUGAGACUGCUGGCAACAUCCUUCCGGUCACACGCUUACCAGCAAACACAGGCAGAAAUUACCUGGGUGCGAUCUAUUCUGUAGGAGCAAAACAGAGCCAGUGCUGCUGGUGCAACUGAUUCGCUCCUGGCCAUUGCCCCAUGUGAAAUCACCAUACAUUCCCUGUACACGUACACACACACACAUUGUGCUCUGGUCUCUUCCCCUUACUAUCCUCUUUAUAGGCAUCCCCACUCAAUUUUGUCGCCUUUGUGCUGGGGCUGGGGCAGUUGCCUGAGGUGGGUGGGGAUUUCAGCCGGGCUCAGUUUAAUUCAUGUGUGUGCUAGUUACAGCAAUGAAUGGGAGGAGAAGGAGUUUCCUGGGCUGCGAUUCCCGCCCCUGGUAGGAGGGACCCUGCUUCCCAUCUCUGCCCUGGUGGUUUUAUGUAAGGCAGAUCUGGGGGAGCCGGAGGGUGUUUUUGUUUCUUGUAACAAGCCCGUCUCUUGGCUUGUCAGUUGCUUUGGAGAACAGCAGCAGGACACCUCUGCUUAGGGUGUCAAAAAAACAGAGGUAAACACAGCCCAGGGAAAAUAAAUAGAGUAAACCCAGGUUCUCAGACUUUCUGCUAAGCCUCAUCAGAGUGGCAGAUUCUGGGAUCCCAUCCAGAUCUGGCGGCUGAGCCUCUGAAAGGUGGCUCUGCAGCAGCAAUCCAGGAGAAUUUGCUCUGAUUCCUCACCAAAAACAAACCAACCACCAGGUGCUCCCAGAAUUUCUCCCUUCCUCACACAUUUCCUUGUCCCUAGCUUGGGGGUGACCCAGCCAGCCAACCGCCUGCAAUUCAGGAGAGCCCAAACUGCUCAGCCCACCGGAGUGGAACUUCGCUAAGCCCCAGGGAUGGAUGUGACCCACCCCAGUUCUGCUCCCGCUCCCCCAUCUCUGAAGCGACUCUGCCGAAAGUCUCAAAAGCCACUGACAUGCCCUGUCAGAACCCAGUAACCUGCUCCUGCCAGGCCCAUGGGAGUGCCAGUGUCAGGGGGCUGGGAGGCGAGUGACUUGUCAAACUGUGCAAUACUUGAAUGAAAGGGGGUGGAGGAGGCCUGGCUUGUAUAGACUGGUGGGCAUGUGUGGAAAACGAGUUUAAGGAGGGGAGAAAACAGAAAUCACAUCCCCACCCCACCCCACUCCCUGCUGUUUGUGGGUUUCCGUGGCCAUUCCAGAGAAAUGAUGACAUGAUAGGAGGUUUUUUGGCAUGCUGCCCCUCCCCCGCAGUUCCCUGCUUUCUCUAACUGUACUGUAUGUUUGACCUGUGAAAGAUGUAAACAUUAUGAUUCAGGUUAUGUCUGUUCUUAACUCUGUAUCUGUGUAAUAAAGACAAUUUAAUAUCA
Chelonoidis abingdonii (Abingdon island giant tortoise) is the source of this 9964-nucleotide messenger RNA. It is a transcript of the gene CBFA2T3, whose product is annotated as CBFA2/RUNX1 partner transcriptional co-repressor 3. NCBI's taxonomy places the organism in Eukaryota, Metazoa, Chordata, Testudines, Testudinidae. Gene Ontology annotation, cellular component: nucleus. The record is from RefSeq and is a predicted model, not a curated record. Gene Ontology annotation, biological process: DNA-templated transcription; negative regulation of DNA-templated transcription. Gene Ontology annotation, molecular function: transcription corepressor activity.